GGGCUGUAUUGACGACCUUUGCCACCUGGAAGGUGAACCCACGUGUUGGCUGUUUUAAUAGCACAAUGGCUUGUUUUCAGAGGUUCACUCCACUGUGCAUAUGGGGGUCAAGAUCGUACUCGAAAUGGAUAGCCUCACCACCAAAGAUACUUCCUCCUUCACUCUCAAGAUGUGCUGCUGUUGUACACAAUCACCUUUACAGUUCUCAGGCAGACAUAUCUUUUGAAGAUUACCGCAAACUUCGAAAAACUCUAAAAUCCCGGUCGAGAGUUGCUGGUAUCCCAUUAGCAUUUAUCAGCAUGGGUGUUUCGUCUCUAAUUAAUGUACAGAUGAAUCCUGGUAUGUUUGAAAUGACACCCGAGGAAGUCCAGCCAAUAUUGGGCCUUGAUCCCAUUGUGUUUGCCGGUCUGUGUGGAGCAGCCAGUGCGAUAGUAGGGUAUAUGCUUGGAGGAACCAUAUUUAAUGCUACCUGGAGAAUUUUGUCCAGAGAGAAAGCAAGGCAAUUCGAUCAAAAAGAGACAGAGUUCUUGAAGCGUCUUCAGAAGCACCGGUACUCAGAGGUGUCGAAGUAUGAGGAUGACUAUUACGGGGAAAAAGUGCUUUCUCUGAGUGACUACAGACAGUGGGUGCGACAGCAACAGAAACGAAAAAAGGACAUGGCGAAGUUCAAACAAAAUGAAACAGUCAGUACAUAAACCAAUAUUUUUUGUGUUAGAGUUAAUCACAAACAGUGCUUAUAUAUACUCUUGUGUACAGUUUUCAUGUUGCUUCUUUGUGUUAUGGAAUGGGUCUCAUCUCUCCUG
Molecule: messenger RNA, 803 nt
Organism: Halichondria panicea
Lineage: Eukaryota; Metazoa; Porifera; Demospongiae; Suberitida; Halichondriidae
Exons: 3
Coding region: 66-695 (209 amino acids)
Biological process (GO): protein import into mitochondrial matrix
Cellular component (GO): PAM complex, Tim23 associated import motor
Source: RefSeq, a predicted model, not a curated record